Messenger RNA from Limulus polyphemus (Atlantic horseshoe crab), 1571 nucleotides. RefSeq names its product sodium/potassium-transporting ATPase subunit beta-1-interacting protein 1-like. Lineage: Eukaryota; Metazoa; Arthropoda; Merostomata; Xiphosura; Limulidae. Gene Ontology annotation, biological process: regulation of sodium ion transport. The coding region runs from base 419 to 1315 and encodes 298 amino acids. The transcript has 6 exons. The record is from RefSeq and is a predicted model, not a curated record.
GCGUCUGUUGGAGUUUUAAAAGAAUUAAAUUAGUAACCCAAAUGUCAUCGAAAAGCGUUUGUAUUAUUAAUUUUCGCAAGUCAAUUUUUCUAUAUUUGCUGGAUAAUUACCUAUAAUGUUUGGCUUUUAAUUUUCUUUCGAAAUUCGAUACUUUCUAAAUUUUAGUGCAACGUCAAAACAUGUAAAGACUCCAGUUAGUCAGGUUGCGUGCUAUUAUAGUAUUAGUAGUACUACAGACGUAACGUUACCAUAGUUGAGUUUAAACAUUUUCAGUUUAAUUUACUCGGGUUACGUUCCUAGGCCAAAGUCUUAAUAUUAAUAGCGAUGAUAGCAGUAAAAUAAUUUUUAGCUGCUGGCUUAUUGUGGGCAGUCUGGUUGACAUAAUUGUUCGGUUCUAACGUCUGUUAACGAUGACAUUAUGGCUUGCUGUACUAUCAGAAGCUUUUUUCUAACAAUUUGUGGUUUGCAGUUUGUAACAACAGUGCAGCGUCAGGUGUUUGAUUUCUUGGGUUAUAUGUGGGCACCAAUUAUUGGCAAUUUCUUCCAAAUGAUUGCCGUAAUAUUAGGAAUAUUUGGUGCUUACCAGCUGAAACGUAGCUACAUCAUUUUGUACAUGGUAUGGACCUGUCUUUGGCUUGGAUGGAAUAUAUUUCUCAUAUGUUUUUACCUAGAUAUUGGAAUAUUAAAUAAGGAUUCAAGUAUUUUAAACUUCGGAACUGGAAGUCGUAGCUGGUGGGAAUCUAAUGGUAUUGGUUGUAAGCCCAUAUACAAUCUUACAUUAGCAGUGAAAGAUCCUUUAUUUUAUAUGAAACCUACUGUUGUAGAAGAGUGUUCUGUGGAAUAUAGCUAUGUAGAAUGUCUGCAAGCUGGGAUUCAGUGUUGUCUCUCAAUACCUGGGUUACUUGCAGCAAUAUUAGCAUUGUAUUGCUAUAAGCCAGACCAUAGUUUGUCCAGGCGACCAUCCACAGAUGUUGUCUACAGCAUUCAGUACCAAAAUCAGAUGGGAGAAGCUCAGCCUACUUCCAUUCAUCAUCAACCAUUAACUCCAAGAAAAGUAAAACGCCGAUCAACACGAUCUAAACGGGGUUCCAGUCAAAGACGAUAUUACCAGAAUCCUGUAACAAAAUUGUUAGACAUCCCUCUUCAUAGCUCUAGUAGUGAUACAUUUGGCUCUCCCGGUCAUUCAACUUCUAUGUACAAUAGUUCAGCCUCGAGUUCUCAAGCCAACCUAUUAUCUUCUCAUUCUUUAUCACCUCUGCAACCCAAUGGUCAGGCAGCAUCAGUGGGCUUGACCAAUCCUGCCACAGUUAUCUGAAACCCUGCAAUGUUUUGUGAUUGGGAAAUGCUUUUGAUAUACUGCUGGACAGAUAAGUAGAAACUGAAGAUAUGGGGUCAUUAUACAUUAAUAUGUUGAAAAGUUGUAUAUUUUUAUAGAUAAAACUGCUUUGUAGGUGUUUAUUAUGAUGUAGCUAUGCAUACUUGGCAAAGUAAUGAUGCAGCAACUGAUAAGUUAGGAUGUUGUUAAGAUAUUGUUACAGGUAACUAUUGGUGAUAUUAUAAAUGGACCAUUU